This is a messenger RNA of Labrus bergylta (ballan wrasse), 6937 nucleotides long. It is a transcript of the gene rttn, whose product is annotated as rotatin. The record is from RefSeq and is a predicted model, not a curated record. Gene Ontology annotation, cellular component: centrosome; centriole; ciliary basal body. NCBI's taxonomy places the organism in Eukaryota, Metazoa, Chordata, Actinopteri, Labriformes, Labridae. Gene Ontology annotation, biological process: ciliary basal body organization; centriole-centriole cohesion; centriole replication.
AACAGACCCGGGGCAGACGUUGUUGACAUGACACUGGCAGGCGACCAGGCACAGAAUGUAACAAACCUCGUUCAUUUAUGAAACUAUUCAUCUCAACAAAAGAGGGGACAAUACGCUGAACAUGGAGUUAUCUCCUCUUAUAAAGAAAAUAGGCCACUCUUUGGUGGAGAUAAGAGUACGAGCAUUGAAGAACAUUAUAUGUAAGCUGGACCAUUCCCUGAUCACGGUCUCUGACAUUGUUCAAGAAAAGGAGCUCUUCGUGUAUCUUCUCGAGUGGUUCAAUUUUCCGGAGGUGCCGAUGCAGGAGGAGGUCCUUGAAUUGCUCUUAGCUUUCUCAAAGCAUCCUUCAGCAGCGCAGAUGCUAAGAGACGUCGGUGCUGUAGACUUCCUCACACAACUGUCUCCUAAUGUGGAACCCAGACUGCGAGCUGUCAUUGAUGGAACCCUGGACCAGCUGUUCCAGCUACCUGAGAUACUCCCCAGCCAUGCAACGGUCUAUUCACAUGGACAGCGUACUGCAACUCCAACAGCACCUAUACUUGUUCCACCUGAGGAGCAUUUCCCUAAAACCGGCUUUUUCACAAAGAGCAUGCCAAGCCUCACAGAUGUUCCCCCUCAAAGGAUAGCAGUGCACGAGACCGUGAGAUGUCUGAGGUUUUCAGUGUUUCCAUGGUUGACUUUGACAAACACAGACAGACACAUUCUUUCAUCCAAUGAAAGCUCUCUUAAAAGCAGCAACCACAACUUGGUGCGGACCACAUGUGAACUUCUGUGUGAUGUCAUAAUGCAAGACUUCCCUGCUGAGAUCUUCCUUCAAAGGCCCAGUAUUGUUAAGCACCUUCUGUCCCUGUUGAGGCUGGGCUCAGGUAAAGGUGAGACGAGCCACCUCCACUUGCAGGCUCUUUCUUGCCUGCGACAGCUUUGUGUGGGGCUCAGAAGGAGACUACGCUUUCAUCAAGAUCCAAGCUUCUACUCUACAAAGCAAGAUCCAGUGUCCCAGAACUCGUCCUUCUCCGUGUCCCACGACGUGCGGACCCAGCGCUCUCAGGCCUCAUCUCCGGGGGCGGAGUGUUCUCCUCGGCCCUCUGUGGUGGGACGCACAGACCAGAGAGCCAGCGGAGACGGCCAGGACGGAGAUGCAGCUUCCAAUAGUGGCAGCUCGCAGAGGGGUGGGGCAGCAGUCCAGGCCCCCGGGCAGACCCCCCAGUCGCCUGCAGAUGUGGCCCAUAUGGCGCUUCCUGAUCUAGGUGUAGAAGAGGUCCUGGAGCUGCAGUUACAGCAGCUCACUUUGGCUCAGUUUACUGUUGCAACAUUGGAACAUGCCAUACCACUGCUUAAGACAGACUCUUCGCAUGUGUACCAACGUGUUCUGGAGCUGCUGUGCGACGCCGUCCUCCUGCUCAGGGACAGCGUUUGUGAGCUGGUCUGGGACGAGCGCAGCCUGGUGGGGAUGGAGCUGAAGGAGAAGCUGCAAGCCUGCAUGGAACUACUGGGGGAUAUCCUGAGCUACCAUCAGAGCUGUUCAGCAGACAUUCCCCACAGCUGUCAGGUUCAUCACAGAAUGGCUUACACAGGCACUGCUAUAUUCACCAUUAAACUCCUACAGACCAUCCUCCCUCCUGAAAAGGCUAGUGAAAAUCUCCCAGAAAACAUAGCAACAGCUAUUUUCCAUCUAUCUUUGGAUACGUCAUUGGGAAGCUUAUUACCCAGCAUGCAAGAGACAGCAGUGGCCUACUUGGAGCAGGUGAAUUCCGACAGCCAUGAUCUCUACAGGAGAGUGGCCCGUGCUGCUCUUUGGAUGGAGUCCACCUGCAACUUCCUCAAGGAAGCACAAGCUGAGGGAGAGAAGAACUGGUUCGAGUUAUUGGAGCUGGCAGACCAAGCGAUUAGUGGCCUCCCAUUUCACCAGCACCUACCCAUUGUCAAGGAAUGCAUUCGGAUCUGCUCUUACCUGUGGAAGUUUGAUCAGCCCAGCCCCCUUCUCCAAACGGAGAGCCAGAAACUGCUCCUCAAGCUGCUGUCACAUCCCUUGCUGCCUGUCAAGAUGGAAACAUACGAAUGCUCUUUAAACCUGGUCAAGGACUGCAUUGGCAUCCAGAAUGUGUCACGACAGGAACCGAGAGCCUGCGGUGGAAUAAACUUCCUGCUUCACCACAGGGUGCUCUAUGAAAUAAGCACUUUUGGUCUCCAGGAUUCUGCGGAGAAGGUGAAUGGUGCUGCCAAGGAUAUUCUGCUAUUCCUACUUAAGGGACGAUUGAUGAUGACAGCAUCAACCUGGGAAAGAUUCAAUGAGGCCCUUUACCCGGUCAUGCCAAUACUACAGGGUUACGCUAGCACUCAGGAGUCACUUGGAAACUGUGUCCUGCUGAUAAGUGACAUGUCGGACGUGGCAAGAGAAAGUUUUCCAAGCAUAGCCAAGCUUAAAGCCGCGCUGCGACUCCUUUUCACCAAACAACCCACUGUGAGAAUAGAAGCAGUGCAACAGAUCCUGCCCCACCUAACCAGCAGUGAUGAUGCUAACACAGCCAGACCAGACCUGGAUCAACAGCUGAUCUCCUCCCUUCCAAAUCUCUUCUGCCUCAAAACCCCUGCAGACAUCAGGCUGGAUACCAUCAACAAGUCUGUCCUCAAGGUGGAGUCAGUGGAGAAGCUGUUUUGUAUCUUGACUUCAGACUCAGUUGACAUCUCCCUGAAAAGAUCGGCAGCAGAGCAGCUUUCUGUAGUGCUUCAAGACACCACAAUGCAUCCAGUGCUGAAGAAUCUUGGAAUUACCGACAAAGUCAUUUCUUUCAUUAUGGAGAGUGUAAACGGCAACACGAGCUCAGAUUGCCUGCUGGAGCCUUGUGCUUGCAUCCUGAGGAAGCUGGUGUAUUCAGAUCCAGCUCUGAGGCACAGCCUGGCACAGCGCAACCUCCUGCUCCUCACAGUGCUCAGGGCAUCCCUGAUAUUAAAGGAGAACAAAGGCAAUGGGAGUGAGAUUUCUGCCCUAAUGAGCUUGCUUCUAUUUGAUGAAAUUGCAAGCAUUGAAGUCUGGUCGGACAAUUCCAAUACAGAUGUGUCCCUCGCUCCGUUUUCCCUUCCCCUGUCUGUAACACGAAGGUUCAACAUCCCGUUCCAGGCAGCGACUCAUCACGCUGUCAGCCCUUACUGCUGCGUCCUGCCCUCUUCCUCUGACCUGCUGACCCUGGCGCCUGCCCGCCAAGCCCUACAAGUGGCCUGGAAUACCGCAUGGCAUGCCGGGAUGGACAACCUGCUCGAAGAGCUUCAAGGCCAUUCAACCAAUGUUGAUGAAUUUCAUCUUGACUUAAGGCUGUCAGAAGCCCAGGUUCUGUCCCUGCAGGCGGUUCACCUUCCUGCUGCACUGCAGGACUGCAUCCAGGCCAUCGUCAUGGCAGCGGGACACAGUUCGGUGACUUCUGCCCUCUCCAGGCUCAGCCUCUAUUUGCUUUUUGACAGACUGGCACUCCCUCAAGUUGCCACACACAGCUGCAGAGACACUCUCCAGUCCCUCAGUUGGCAGGCAGCAGUGACCAGGUUUCUCAAGGUGCGUCCUGCCUGUGUCGAGGAUGAGAGGUUGCUGGUGGGCAUUGUUGCAUUUUUGAAUGCCUACUUCAAACAGGUGCACACCGAGUCCACAUCUGACUCCGAGGACAAGGACCUGCGCUGGAUACUGCAGCUGCUCCUCAACCAGGAGGCUGCAUCCCUUCUAAAUUUGCUGCUCGGUGUGGAGACACAGACCUCCACUCAAAACUCAGGGGAGCUGGAGGAACUGAAGAACCAUGUCAGCCAGAGACUUCAGAGAGAGCUGACCAGCUUCUUCAACAUCUUACUCCUUAGACUGACACACACCACUGACAGGCUCUGUCUGGCGCUAGCAGGCCCCUUCAAGAGCCAGCUGGCAGUCCGUUUGCUUCAGAGCCUGCGGGUGUCCGACGCCCCGCGUUUCUACGGCCUUCCCAGCCUGGAGAGGACACUGCAGGGCAUGGUCAGCCUGACUGCCCAGCCUGGCUGGAGCUCCCACUGCCCUGACCUGGAGCCCAUGUCCCUCUGCUCCAAGUAUCUCAGUGGUCUUUUAGAGGUGAUCUCCUCUUUCUAUGUAGAGUGGGGAGGCAACUCCCUCUCUUUCAUGGGGAAAGGUGUGACCAAGAACGCUGUCGUCUGCUUACUUCACCUCUCCCAUGAGAUGAUGGCAGACACCACAGACAAGGACUUCAUAGUUCAUUGGUCUUUGGGGACUGAGGCAGCUGCCGAGGAGGGUAGUGCCUCUCAGCUUGGUUUGGCCUGGCUCAUUCCACUCUGGGUCGACCGAGAUCAGGAGGUGAGGUGUGCCAGUUUGGGUCUGGGUGCAGCUCUGUCCUCGGUGCCCAGCGGGUGCCAGGCUCUGUGUGCCAGCUGUCAGAACAUCAGCGGAGGUCUGUGGGGCACGCUGCUCAACAUCCUCAUGGAUCAGCAGGAGAGCAGCAUGGUCCGCAGAGAGGCUGCAUUUAUCCUGCAGAAUUUGCUGGUGAUGCCCAUGCCUGCCAACGCAGAGGAGGCCAAGGACUCCCACUGGCAGCACCCAUGCGUUCACGAUGAGGAGUCCGGUGUGUCUCUAGUGGGUCUUCCAGCGCUUCAGGCUCUGCUCUACCACUGUCAGUACUUCCAGCAUGUGGCUGUCUGUGCCUCCAGUUGUUACAGAGGCAGGUACACUUUCCAUCUGCAGCCUCGUGCCGGCUCCACUGGAGGACCAGGCCUUCAAGGGGGCAGUUCACUGGAUUCUGAGAACUCUCUAUGGUUUUGGAAAUGUGAUCCACCAGCUCCCACUGCAAACUCCAGCCGACCUUCCAGCUCCCUCUCCACCUCGAGCACUGUGAUUCGAGGUUCAGGACCGCACACCCCUAAAAGUCUGUCUCCAUUAAGCGUCACAGAAGAAACCCCGACCAGCAGACUGACGGCCCAAGGCCAAAGCGACACAGACACAAGCGACGCGGUCACCUCCCAAGACUCCCGACUGGGCGAGCCCUUGGCCAUGGAGCCCAUUGUCAUGGUUACUCCUGAACUCAUGGCGGCCCACUGUGGCCUGCUGGCUAACCUGCUGGCCAUCCUGCCAGAGUCCACCCUCACUGCUGUGCGACACAACCAGCUCCUCCAGGCACUGGCCAGUCUGUUGGAUAUCGGUCCUAUCGAGAAAUGUCUGAACGAGCUAAAGACGCCCAACAUCCUUCCAGGAGAGAGAGAAGACAUCAAGAGCCAGUUUGUCACGUUACUUCAGUUCCUGUCCAGCUUCUCCAAACUGCUGCAGUCAUGUGUCAUGGUGAGCCAGGAGCUGAUUGGUCAGAUGGGCUUCCUGAAACAGCUGUUAGGGACUCUUGUGGCAGUGCUCAUGCUGGAUACCACAGGAUUAGAUGCAGGUUCCCGGGACACAGUCUGUGUGUGCUGGGCAGACGUGUUUAUGCUCCUGGCUACUCUGGUGAGGAGGGACAGCUCAGCGUCGUACCCAUCUGUCUCUGCUGCGCUGGGGAGACGCUGGCGGACAUUUGCAGGAACAUUAUCUGUGUGUGUGAAUGAGAAGCUGUCAGAUCAUCUUCUUCACACAGUGGCUCUGCAGUUUCUCUGUGCAGUCUUCAUAGAAGAGACAAAGAGUCAGGGUGUAGAGGUCACGACCUCAAACUCUAAACCUGCCUCAGCUUUGUCUGACAUUGUGAGUGGUCACUCAGCCAGCCAGCUGUGUGAACUGUUACUGCAGAGUUUUGAGAAGAGGACCCUUCAGGACCCUUUAAAGAAGCUGACAGCCAGAACCCUGAUGACACUGUUAGCCUGCAGCCCCUCCGCUCAAAUCCAUGCAGCCAAAGCUGGUCUUAUUGACAGCUGUGUUGAGCAGAUGAAGCAAACUCAGUCUCAGCUCCACCUGGAGUCGGUCCGCCCUGGUAAAGCAUCUCACCGCAAAAAGGAAGAAGGCCGUUUAAAGGAAAUCAAGCUGACUGUGGAGAUCCUGCGGAGCGCUCUUUAUCGCAACGAUGAAUGCAAAACGGUGGCCACAGAUGCUCGUCUGACACUGGCACUCUAUGCUCUCUGGCCUUGGCUGCUAUUGGACGACCCCACCAUGGAGGCGGUGCUGGAACUUCUGUGUGUCUACACGGCCAACUGCGCCACAGCGUGCAGCUCCCUCUGUUGCGGUGGUCCGGGUGCUGCAGCCGGAUCUAAAGGCACCCUGAUGCACUCCAUCAUAAGGCUGGCCUCAGGGGUCGCUCCAGACAGCAGCCCCGUCCAGAAGCUAGCUUUCUCUCUCUUGGCUAACCUGGCCAUGUCCAGAGACUGCAGAGGCCUGCUGCAAAAGAAUAACUUCCUCCAAGCUUUCCUGUCAGUGCCAAUCCCUAAGGCGGGUAGUGUGAAGGCCACAUCUGUAAGUUGUGGCAGUGGGAGCCUGCUGGGCCUGUGGCUGAGGCUUCUGGUCAAUCUCUCGGUCACAGAGGACGGCCAGCUGAGUAUCCUCAGGGUGACCGGAGCCCUGGAACUGCUGGCAGACCUGGCACCGCAACGACGCCAUGCUCUGCUCACUCUUCACAACCUCUGCUUCUGCCCCGCCAACAAGCCGCAUGUACUUGCCAACGGCACAGCCAUGAAGGUGUUGUUAAGCUGUUUGGACAGUAAAGACAUGGAAACCCGAUGUAUGGGAGCAUCUUCACUUUGGGCUCUGCUCCACAACAAUCAGAGGGCCAAGACUACUUUGAAGUGUCCCUCUGUUCGAUUAAGAAUAGAGGAGGCACAAAGCAUCUCUAAGAAAGCAGCAGACGAAGAGAACAAGCAGGAGCCAGUGAGCGCCUACCUGUUGAAGUGCCUUGAAAACCUUUCCCAGCUGCUCAAUAAGUGAUUAUCUAUUGUCUGUUUUUAAAUCAUGUUUUAUACAUAUCUAAGAUGAAUUCAUUUUGAUAAUAAAGAGCUAAGUGUCAGAAUUAAA